This is a messenger RNA of Copidosoma floridanum, 1818 nucleotides long. RefSeq names its product multicopper oxidase 3. Gene Ontology annotation, cellular component: plasma membrane. Gene Ontology annotation, molecular function: copper ion binding; oxidoreductase activity. Lineage: Eukaryota; Metazoa; Arthropoda; Insecta; Hymenoptera; Encyrtidae. Gene Ontology annotation, biological process: iron ion transport. The record is from RefSeq and is a predicted model, not a curated record.
GGCUUGCCAAGUAUGUACACCAAAUGCUACAAAUUCUGUGUGGAGCCACUGCCAAUGUGUCUUAGCAGAUGGAGUGGAGCGAGGAAUUUUAACUGCAAAUAGAAUGAUACCAGGUCCAAGUAUACAAGUAUGUGAAGGAGACAAAGUAGUGGUAGAUGUAGAGAAUCAUAUGGAAGGAAUGGAAGUCACCAUCCACUGGCAUGGUAUUUGGCAGAAAGGCUCACAGUACUAUGAUGGUGUUCCUUUUGUUACUCAGUGCCCCAUUCAGCAGGGUACAACAUUUAGAUAUCAAUGGACUGCUGCAAAUGCAGGCACGCACUUUUGGCACGCACACACUGGCUUACAGAAAAUGGAUGGUCUAUAUGGUAGUAUAGUUAUACGACAACCUCCAAGUAAAGAUCCUAACAGUAAUCUGUACGAUUAUGACUUAACAACUCACAUAAUUCUAAUAAGUGACUGGAUGCACGAAGAUGCUGCUGAAAGAUUUCCCGGAAGAUUAGCUGUCAACACUGGUCAAGAUCCUGAGACAGUUCUCAUUAAUGGCAAGGGGCAAUUUAAGGAUCCCAACACCGGUUUUAUGACAAACACUCCUCUUGAAGUUUUCACGAUAACACCUGGGCGCAGGUAUCGAUUUAGAAUGAUAAACUCUUUUGGGUCUGUUUGUCCCGCACAAAUAACGUUCCAAAAUCAUCAAUUAACGUUAAUUGCUACUGAUGGUGAGCCUGUUCAUCCAGUCAAUGUUAAUACCAUCAUUUCUUUUUCAGGCGAAAGAUAUGACUUUAUAAUAAAUGCAGAUCAACCAAUUGGUGCUUACUGGAUUCAGCUUAGAGGACUUGGAGAGUGUGGAAUAAAAAGAUCUCAACAGUUAGCAAUUUUACGUUAUGCUAGAGGUCCAUAUCAACCAAUUUCUUCAUCUCCAACCUAUGAUCUUGGGCUUCCACAGGGAGUUGUACUGAAUCCUCUUGACGCCAUUUGCAAUCAACCACGUCAAGAUGCUGUUUGUGUUAGUCAGCUUAAAAAUGCUCGUUCCAUUGAUCAAGGCUUACUGCAAGAACGGCCAGAUGUUAAAAUUUUUUUACCAUUUCGAUUCCUUUUCUACCGUCCAGAAGAAGUUUUUCAACCAAAUACGUACAACAGAUUUCUUGUGGCACCAACAGGAGAUCACGUCAUUUCACUGGUUGAUGAAAUAUCGUUCACAUUCCCUCCUUCACCACCUUUAUCGCAAAUUGAUGAUAUUCCUCCAGAACAGUUUUGUAACGGAGACAACAGACCUGCAGAUUGUGGAGCUAAUUGCAUGUGCACUCAUAAAGUCGAUAUACCGCAUAACGCUAUUGUAGAAGUAGUUUUAGUUGAUGAAGUACAACAGCCGAAUCUAUCUCAUCCUUUCCAUCUACAUGGUUAUGCCUUUAAAGUGAUUGGCAUCGGACGCUCUCCAGAUAAAAAUGUGAAAAAAAUUAAUUUGAAGCAUGCUCUUGACCUUGACAGACGUGGAUUGCUACACCGAGAGUUUAAUUUACCACCUUCUAAGGAUACAAUUGCUGUUCCUAAUAAUGGAUACGUAGUAUUUCGAUUUAGAGCAGACAAUCCAGGUUACUGGUUAUUCCACUGCCAUUUUUUGUUCCACAUCGUCAUUGGAAUGAAUUUAAUUUUACAUGUUGGAACACAUGCUGAUCUACCACCCAUUCCACCAAACUUUCCAACUUGUGGUGAUCAUUUACCUCCAAUAACAUCACCAUUUCCGAAUGAUAGCUUUUGAUAGGGUUAUUAUUUAACAAAUUAGAUAAUGAAGGAAUAAGUUACUCGUUCAAAGAGACUGCA